ACAACAUUUUUUUACCAACAAAUACUUAUAUAUAUGUGUUACUAAUUAGACAUCUCUAAGUGUAGACCAAAAUGGGAACUAUCACUAUAGUAUUCAGUAUGAGUGUACUUGUUGUUGUAUUGGGCUUGGUUGGAUCCGACCCGGAUCCGCUCCAGGACUAUUGUGUGGCUGAUACCAAAAAAGCAACAAGAGAAAAUUUCUAUUGCAAUGGUGUGCCAUGUAUCAAUCCAGAACAUGUAGACACUUCCCAUUUUGCAACAUCAGCUUUGUCCAAGCCUGGUAAAAUUGGCAAAGUUUUUGGUUUCAAUGUGACACUUGCUACAAUUUUCAAUUUGCCAGGUAUGAACACUCAAGGACUCACAAUGGCAAGAAUAGACAUUGGUGCAAAUAGCCUCGUGUCCCCUCAUUCCCACCCUCGAGCCUCAGAAGUGGCUAUUUUGCUAAAGGGUUCACUUUUAGUAGGAUUUAUCAACACCUCAAAUCACUUGUUUACCCAAAAUUUGAGACCUGGAGAUUGUUUUGUUUUCCCUAAAGGUUUGAUCCAUUUUCUUUACAAUACGGACUCUAAGGUGCAAGCAUUGGUCGUGUCUGGGCUGAGCAGCCAGAACCCCGGUCUCCAAAUGGCUUCCCCGGUCGCGUUUGCGACAGCGCCGACUAUGCCAGAUGAAAUAUCUGAGAAGUUUUUUCAGAGCAACGACCAAGAUGUUACAAGAAUCAGGACGAACCUCGAUGGAUGAUUAUGUUUUAUUGAUAUGGUUGUUGUUGAGUAUAUAUGAUUACUUUUUUCC
Messenger RNA from Lycium ferocissimum, 788 nucleotides. Its product is annotated as germin-like protein subfamily 1 member 1. Gene Ontology annotation, molecular function: manganese ion binding. Lineage: Eukaryota; Viridiplantae; Streptophyta; Magnoliopsida; Solanales; Solanaceae. The record is from RefSeq and is a predicted model, not a curated record. Bases 72 to 737 code for a protein of 221 amino acids. The transcript has 2 exons. Gene Ontology annotation, cellular component: cell wall.